CCUAGAACGUCAAAUAAAAAAAAAAGUGUAACCGUUGUGCUGUGGUUGUCGGUUGUCAAUUUUUGCGCCAAUUUCAUUUAUUAUUUUUAUUUGUUUAAUUUGCGUUUGCUCUUCGUUUUUUACGUGAAAAUUUAGCUUGAGUGCAUCAUUCAACAUUAUUAUUGAAAGCGCCAAUGGAGGGCGCGGUGACACCAGACGGCGGCCGGCGCACCCGCGCUGCCCUCGCCGAGAUCCCUGUGCGACUGGAUCGUCUCCGUGUUACUCCGUUGCAGCCCGUCACUAACAUCAGAGAGCGCUCCCCCGCACUGCCUGCUGGCUACCUCAGCCCAGCAGCGUCCCCUGACGAAAUGCUUAUACAGCAGAGAGGCCGUAAACGUCUCCCAGUGACUUGGUCGCCAGAUAUCGAUCUGAAGCGUAACUCUUUCCACUCCACCGUGCGCACACCACCAAAGGACAACCAUUUAUCUCCUCAUAAAUUGGGCGUCACCCUUCGUUCGACACCUCGUAAGCGUCUCCUACUCGACACAGAGCGCAUACCACUGACUCCCGAAAAAAUCGAUUUCAGCGACAUCAGCACCCCUCAAAAAUUCAAAAUCACCAGCCCCAUUAAAAGUACACCGCCCAUAAAGCGAUGUAGGCUCGACCGAUCAUUGAACGCCGAAUACAAAGGCCCCAUCGAUACCGCUCUCAAGGGUUUGAGUCCUACCCAACUCAUUCACAUGAUCAAGACCAUUACAUAUAAGCAUCCGGAAAUUGAACAGGAGAUCAGGAAUGAUAUGCCAUUGCCUGACCUGUCACCCCUUGAGGAGCGCCUGAGUUACUUGAAGAGUAACAUCUUUAAAAGUCUGCCUACCUCUCGGCUUACUUCCAAAACUGAUUCCCCCGCGUACUCUAGGGUCGCCACUCAUUUGGCGGCGUUCAAAAAGUGCGUCGUUGAGCAGGGUAAGGUGUUGGUCGAGUCUCAGCAUUGGGAGUCAGUGCUACAGUAUGUUUUCUUGGCAUGGAGCUAUGUAAAGGCUACACCUUUGUGGGACAACCAGCCGCAUAAUGCGCAAAGAAAACAAUGCUUCAAAGCCCUCACAACUUAUUGCAUGACUGCCCUCAAGAAGGGUAACUUACAAAAAGAUGUGUUGGCUGAUGUUCAAGAUAAGCUCGAAGGUAUGGUGGCGGACAGUGAGGAGAUAGCGUCUUGUUUGAAACACGUGCAAGGUCAGUUACAAGAAUUCUAGUAAUUCUAUUCUUAAUCAUAUUUGGCUUGUGAGAUUGACCACAUUGUGACAGAUUCUAUAAUUGUUAAUGAAUUAAUUGUUAAAAGACUGAAAAUGCUAUCUACACCAGUUAGUGAGAAUAAAAUUCAACAAAUUGAAAAAGGAUGGUUUCAAUGGAUGUGGCAUUUCUUUGUUAUUUAUUAGAUUUUCUUUUCUUCCUGUAUAAUAAUAUCUUUUUUUCUAGUUAUGGCAAACAAUUAUGGAAUCUGAUUUCUCUUAAUUGAUACCUCAAUGUAGAUUGUACAAUCAAUAUUUUUUUAUCUUCUUUUUGUUAGCUUAAUCUAUGUUUUCUUUAAGUUACUCGUACAAUGAUUUAAAACUAAGAUUUUAAAUAAUAUAUUAACUUACUUAAUUGGUUAAAAAAAUAUGUGCUACCGCUAAAACAGUAGCCAUCACAGCUGAAUUAUUAUUUCACUUUAAUGAAAUUUCAUACUAUUGCCGAAUCAAAACUACAAUUUAAUCGUUAUUUUUUUAAAUAUAUAAUGUAUUACCAGUAAAUAAAAUUGUGCCUUCAUUGCAUUUAAAUAAUGAUAAAUUAAUAAGUAUCAAAUAUUUUUUCUUCAUGUUUUUGUGUUUUACAUAGAAUAAGCGUAACGACUUUGGUACUGUUGAAAGGAAUCAAAAAGUUUUUUUUUUAUUAAUAUAAUAUAUUUGUCUUCCAUAUUUUUAUGGACUUAGUGUUUUGAUUCUUUUCAAUGUAGCUGUGACAAUGCCAAAGUUUAAUUACUAUAAGUAGUAUGUAGUCUUUGAUAUUUUUACCUUUUGUAAUAUUUUGUCAUUACUUCAUUAGAAAUCCAGUGAGACAUACUAAAUUAACUAAAAAUCACGGUUUACUCACGUUAAUUUAUGGAGAAAAGCUCUACUAGUUUUACUAGUAGGCUGCACGACGUCACCGCGUCUGCGCACGCUGCUUAAUAUGAUGAAGAGUCCCACUGUGACUCGAAACUAGUAGAGCUUUUCUCUAUUAAUUUAUGUGAAUAAACCGUGAUUUUUAAUUAAUUUACAAAUCCAGUCUCUUUCAUCUACAAAUGAAAAUGCUUUAGUAGUAUCAUUCGGAUAGUCUAUUUAUUGGUUUUAACUUAUAACAUAUUAAGCAAUUCGGACGCGACGUCUUGCGUGAGCGAUCUAGACGCGAAGGCGAUACGGUGCGGCGUGAUGCGAAAACAAAAUGUCAAAAUCUAUUAAUCUGGCAUACGUGACCAACCGCACGUGUGAUGCGGUGAGCAUUCAAUUGGCUUGGUCACACCGCAUCGCGUUGAAUUCGCGUGUCACCGCACCGCGCGUUCGCUUCUAGAUCGCUCACGCAAGAUGACGCGUAAACACUGGAUGUUAAACAUGAAAAAAUUAAAAAUAAAUGUUCACGCACCCAUCAAGUAACUCCAAUCAGUUAAUUUUAUUCACGACCGAAAUCAAUAACCGAUCGCAAUUCAAAAUCUGGACUAAGAUCAAUUUUUGACACAGACAUUUAGAUGUCCUUGUCAAAUUAAGAUCGAUCCAGCGGGCUCAUUACGAGUUUGUUUUAAGUUUAUCGAGAUCGAAACGAGGCGCUCUGAUAGGUUGGUUCUCUGGAGCCGGCCAAUCAGAGUGCCUCGUUUCGAUCGCGUUAAGCGUAAAACAAACUCGUACUAAGUACUCUGAUAUUUUGGAUUAAUUUUGUAAUUAACUUCCAAAUCUAAUGCAAGUGUGGAGUUACUUGUGGCGUUGCGUGUUUCCUGUACACAAAAAUCUUGAGAUUAUAAGCAAUAAGUACAAUGUGUUGUUUAAAUCUAAAUGUCGUGCCUUAUCAUAUAAGUGAUUGACAAAAUAUCAAUUGAUAUUGUUAGUUUAUGUAAUUGUACCUAAGCUUAAAUACAUUUAAUUUUUGUAAUA
This is a messenger RNA of Spodoptera frugiperda (fall armyworm), 3137 nucleotides long. RefSeq lists its product as uncharacterized. The transcript is spliced from 4 exons. Gene Ontology annotation, cellular component: nucleus. Lineage: Eukaryota; Metazoa; Arthropoda; Insecta; Lepidoptera; Noctuidae. The record is from RefSeq and is a predicted model, not a curated record. Gene Ontology annotation, biological process: nuclear protein quality control by the ubiquitin-proteasome system; proteasome localization. Bases 174 to 1229 code for a protein of 351 amino acids.